AUCUAACCAAAACACGAAAUGGGAAGAUAAUGUAGGAAUACUAAAAUGAUGUCUUGUAUCCAACUCCCGUGAUUCGUAAAGAUGAUGGAAUACAACUUGUUGGAGGAUAGGGACAAUACUGUAAGAGAAUUACAAAGUUAUCUCAAAGAAUGCCAGAAUGAAGUUACACAUAUCCUGGAGUAUGUAGGAUGGACACCAGAGCACUUUAUAAAGCAAGAUGAUAUCGUUUCAUGUUCAUUUGACAGCAGUCACAGAAUGCCCAGGAAAGAUCUGACAAAACAUGAAGAAAAAUGUGAACUAUUGUUUGUUGGAUACAGAAAAGAAGACUUGGCUGAUGUUAUUGGAUAUACACAAGACCCAACAAGUAGCAGUGUACACAUUGACAGAGAAACAAUGAACAGAGUAUUAAGAGACCACCAUGUACAGAAUCAUUCAAUAUUUUUUGCACAAGAUAAAGUACCUUUGACCCCAAAUGAGGUGACAGUUCAAUUGACGCCAGCUGAGAGAGCAGCUAUUCACAACUAUGUAGUGGAGAAAGCUAAGAAUGAGAGGAGACUGAACAGCCAUGAAUCAGAUCAGUUCUUAUCCACGGAUUUACAAGACAUGGUCAAGCAAAAAGAUGCAUUGGAUAGAAACAAGCCUAAAAGCUAUAUGGAAUACUUGGCACAACAAAGAGAUUAUAAACGAAGAAGGCAAUCUUACAGGGCAAAGAAUGUACAUAUUACAAGGAAAUCUUACACUGAGAUUAUCAGGGAAGUGAUAGAAAAUCAGACAGAAUAUGUGGCCAUGUUAAGACAAGAAGAAGCUGAAGCAAAACCAAGUAGGCUAGAAGAAAAACAAGAUGAGUCAGAUGAAAUAGAGGAUGAAGAAAAAGAGGAUAAAAAUAAGGAACACAGAGGAAGAAGUAAAGUGAAAAAGAAGAAGAAGCAUAAGAAGCACAAACAUAAACACUCAAAUAGAUCUGCUUCUAGGUCAAGGAGUAGGUCAAGGUCUGAAAGUAGAUCAAGAUACAGGUCAAGGUCAAGGCAAUAGUCAUACAUUGUAUGUCAUAUAGCUCACUUGCUACCAUUGAACAUAAAUGUCAUUGUCAUCAGGUUUUUUUUGUUUGAAGGGUAACUUUAAAAGGAUGUUUGCUUUAUAGAAACUGUAAGAAAACAUGAAUUGACAUGGGUUAUAGAUUGAAUUAUAUUUGAUUGUUUUUAAAUAAAUUUUCAAUAAAUAUCUUGCAGAAACCAUCCGAUAAUGUGGAAUUCUUCUGAAAAUAUAAGUGACUCUUAUUUCUUCCUCAUUUAACAUUUUUGCAGCUUAAACAAAUUUGUGAAAGCAACAUAAAGGAAUUUGUGCAAUAGGCCAAGGGAAGACCUAUCAGAGGCAAUCUUAUGGUAUUUGUUUCAAGCAAAUGGUUGAACCAAGACCAGAAUUUGAAUCUUCAAUUAUAAAUUGAUUAUUUAUUCCCCUUCCCUGAAAAUAUUUCUAGUUUC
Messenger RNA from Mytilus trossulus (common blue mussel), 1481 nucleotides. Its product is annotated as U11/U12 small nuclear ribonucleoprotein 48 kDa protein-like. Lineage: Eukaryota; Metazoa; Mollusca; Bivalvia; Mytilida; Mytilidae. The transcript is spliced from 9 exons. The record is from RefSeq and is a predicted model, not a curated record. Bases 82 to 1032 code for a protein of 316 amino acids.